Messenger RNA from Ceraceosorus bombacis, 3904 nucleotides. Lineage: Eukaryota; Fungi; Basidiomycota; Exobasidiomycetes; Ceraceosorales; Ceraceosoraceae. The record is from the annotation of a GenBank genome assembly.
AUGGCCUCUGUAGCGACAACUCGUGCUGCAUUGCCUCCUUCUUCCGCCACGCAGCACAAGCGUCGAAGAGUGGAAGGCGCUGCUGGUGCGGUGGUGGUGAACAAAAAGGGCGCAGGAGGAGCCAAGUCAGGUGCGAGAUCCUUUGUAGAGACCUUAGAGAAGCUGCGUGAUGAAGCGGAACAAGUGGCAAUGGAAGAGGCGGGAUCGGAGGAGGACAAAUGGGCCCGACCAGCAUUGCAGCCGCUGGAUGCCAAGACGGAUGGCAUAACAUUUCAGCAGAUCGACAUUGAAGAGUAUCAAGCGGCCAAUCAGGCUCCCCUCAUCCGAAUCUAUGGAGUCACUGCUGCUGGUCACUCGGUCCUAGCUCACGUAUCCGGAUUCCUGCCUUACUUUUACAUCCACGCACCGCGGGGCUUUCAACAAAGCGAUUGCAGCUCCUUCGCCAAUCACCUCAACUCGCUCUUUGGCGCAAGGAGCGUGACGCGUGUGGAGAUGGUGGCGAAAAAGAGUCUGAUGAACUAUUUGGGCGAUCAAGACGUCGCCUUUCUCAAGAUCACCACUGGCGAUAUUCGCAAUCUGGGCAAAGUGAGGGGAAGUUUGGAGCGCGGAGAAGUGUCCUUUAGGGAUCUGAUGUCGUCGGGGGAUGCUCAGGUCAGCUACGAAAACAUCGCUUACUCGCUGCGCUUCAUGAUCGAUCACAAGAUUGUGGGCAUGAAUUGGUUGACUAUUCAACCCGAAGGCUACACGGUCCGAUCGGACAAUGACAAGCUGUCCCGCUGUCAGAUCGAGGUCAACUGCUCCUCCCAAAGCUUGGUUUCGCAUGCACCAGACCACGAGUGGGCGGACAUCGCCCCGCUGCGCAUCCUCAGCUUCGACAUUGAGUGCGCAGGAAGAAAAGGCGUCUUUCCAGAAGCCGAGGUCGAUCCGGUGAUCCAGAUUGCCAGCAUGGUCACUCGUCAAGGCGAGACGGCUCCCUUUAUCAAAAACGUCUUUACUCUUAACACUUGCUCCCCCAUAGUGGGCACGCACGUCAAGGACUUUCAAAGCGAAAAGGACAUGCUGGAAGCUUGGGCGGACUUUGUGCAGGUUGUCGACCCGGACGUCGUCAUUGGGUACAACAUUGCCAACUUCGACUUUCCCUAUCUCCUCGAUCGAGCCAAAGCGCUCAAAGCUACGAAGUUCCCUUAUCUGGGCAGAGAGCGAUGUGAGUUCUGUGCACGCUGUCAAUAAUGUUCGCCUGCUCAUCCGAAUAGCGGUGCACCACCACCACUGCCACAGUGACACGUACCGAAGCCAAGGACACGCACUUUUCAUCCAAAGCGUACGGCACCCGAGAUUCAAAGAAUACAGAGUUGCAAGGCAGGUUGCAGUUGGACAUGCUGCAAGUCAUGCAGCGAGACUACAAGCUGCGCUCUUACUCGCUCAAUUCCGUCUCGUUUGAGUUCCUGGGAGAACAAAAGGAGGAUGUGCACUUUUCGCUCAUUACUGAGCUUCAAAAUGGAGGGCCUGAGGCUCGUCGAAGAUUAGCAGUAUACUGCUUGAAAGACGCUUACCUGCCGCAACGACUUAUGGACAAGCUCAUGUGCUUCAUCAACUACAUUGAGAUGUCUCGCGUGACGGGCGUGCCCUUCAACUACCUCUUGGCCAGAGGUCAACAGAUCAAGGUGGUCUCGCAGCUGUUCAGAAAGGCCCGCGAAGACAAUUACUUGGUGCCUUCGCUGAAGUCUGAAGGUACAGACGAUCAGUACGAGGGAGCAACCGUGCUGGAGCCCAAGCAAGGCUACUACGAUUCGCCCAUCACCACUUUGGAUUUCGCCUCGCUUUAUCCUUCCAUCAUGAUGGCGCACAACUUGUGCUACACUACGCUGCUCACCCGAACGACGAUCGAGCGAUUGAAGCUUGUCAAGGACAAGGAUUACGUGCUGACGCCCAACAACAACACGUUUGUCAAGCCAGAUGUUCGAAAGGGGCUUUUACCCACCGUGCUGGAGGACCUGUUGGCCGCUCGUAAGCGAGCCAAAGCGGAUUUGAAAAAGGAGACGGAUCCCUUCAAACGUGCCGUGCUGGAUGGAAGGCAGCUGGCACUCAAGAUUAGCGCCAACUCCGUUUAUGGUUUUACGGGUGCAACGGUGGGCAAGUUGCCAUGCUUGGAGAUCAGCAUGAGCGUCACGGCGUACGGUAGGCAGAUGAUUGAGCAGACCAAGACGCAGGUAGAGUCGCACUACUCCAUCGCCAAUGGCUUCGAGCACGAUGCAGAAGUCGUCUAUGGUGAUACCGACUCGGUCAUGGUCAAGUUUGGCACGCCAGACUUGAAGAGGGCCAUGGAGCUGGGAGCGGAUGCGGCUGCUAGAGUAUCCACCACCUUUACCAAGCCCAUCAAGUUGGAAUUUGAGAAAGUCUACUUUCCUUAUCUGCUCAUCUCCAAGAAGAGGUAUGCAGGUCUUUACUGGACCAAUCCGGACAAGUGGGACAAGAUGGACACGAAGGGCAUCGAGGUGAGUCUACACCAACGCUUGCUGCCGAUCGCUGGACGCGCAUUUACACAUUCCUCUUGUUGGCGCCACCCAGACCGUCCGCAGAGAUAAUUGUCGCUUGGUGCGCAUGGUCAUUGAUACUUGUCUGCGCAAGAUGCUCAUCGACCGCGACGUCAAGGGAGCAGAAGAGUAAGUGCGACGCGUUGGCCGGCGGCCGUGUUGCGUCGUGGCUCAUGCCUAUCCUGGCACACACCUUCUUGAACAAUAGCUUCGUCAAGCAAGUGAUUUCCGAUUUGCUGCAAAACAAGAUCGACCUGUCUCAACUGGUCAUCACCAAGGCGCUGGCCAAGGCGGACUACGCAGCCAAGCAAGCUCACGUAGAGUUGGCAGAGAGGAUGCGAAAGAGGGAUGCUGGGUCUGCGCCGGCGCUCGGCGACCGUGUCGCCUACGUCAUCGUCAAGGGCACAAAGGGCGCUGCUGCGUACGAAAAGUCAGAAGAUCCCCUCUACGUGCUUGAACACAACAUUCCCAUCGAUACGAGGUAUUACUUGGACAAUCAGGUGAGCUGCUUUGCGAUUGCCCUGUCGUGCUCGUGAUCCAUCCGCUGACACGCCGCCGACCCCACUCAUUAGCUGGCAAAACCCUUGAUGCGAAUUUUUGAACCCAUCUCUGGUGCAGGUGCACAGAAGCUGCGUGAGUGUUCAUUGUCAACUUGAGCAUGAAGCAGCGCCAAAUUCUCACUCGGUUCGCUUGCGUUGCACAGUUAAUGGGUCUCAUACGCGCACCGUGCAAGUGGCUACCUCUACCGUAGGCUCGUUGAUGAAGUUCGCAGUGAAGACUGCACAGUGUCUCGGAUGCAGGACUCCUCUGCCUGCAAAGCUCGGGGGUGAGUCUAGAGGUGCUAUGCAGCAGUUGCGAUAUCUCCCCCUGAAGAUUCUUUUUUUUUUUUUUUGCUAUCGUCUCGUCUUCCGGAAAAGAUGCUCCGGUGUGCGAACGCUGCAGACCUCGAUUGCCCGAGAUAUAUGCUGAAAAGGUGAGGCUAGUUCGAGCCUGCGCAGUCAGUUCACUCCGAGAGCUGAUCGAUCCCCUUGCCCUGCCCCCCUUUCGCAUGCACAUCUCCCAGCUCGCAAGGCAGUCAUCCCUCGAAGAAGAGUUUUCUCGACUUUGGACAUGCUGUCAACGUUGCAGUGGCACAGUGACGCAGGACGUCCUGUGCAGCAACUCUGGUGAGUGAGAAAAUGCACCCCCCUCAUAUUCUUGUCCUGUCCUUCUCCUUCCCACCGUCCGAUUCGCACACUUGAUAUCUGAUGCUUUUGGCGCACCCCACCCUGCAUUUGACAGAUUGUCCUGCUUUCUACUCGAGGAGAAGAGCGCAAAAGGAUGUGGAGGAGGCUUCUAAAGUCAUGGCUAGGUUCGACAUUUCUUGGUAG